AUGUCUUCGAACACGGAGAAAGAGCUGACCGCCGCUGCACUCACGCAGCCGACCGCCACUCAGAUUGAGGAAGCUGUUCAAUUCGCUCCACUGAAUCCACAGCACCUCCAACAACAUGCGAGCGAUACCCCGAAGGUAACCAAUGGGGCCGCCACUCAACCCGAUGCAGAUGGUGAAGAGGUCGUCCCAAUUGCUAACGCAGACGAUACGGUGUCUGCCGCUCUUACAAACACCAAUAUGCGAGUUACCGCUCAAGCCGAGGGGUUAACUCAGAACGAUCUUUCGGACUCAGCUGAUUCCCUUGAUUCACUGCUUGUCAACACCAGCGAAAAAGCGGGUGAUACCCCGGCCAAGGCUAAGCGUGCCCAAAAGCAGCUUCUGACCCUCCUUGUCCAUCUCAUGUUCAUCAUCGGUUCUCUGCUUACCUUGCGCACGGGUCUUAACGGCAAUCGGCUCAUCCUCCAAGGACGACUACAUGUGGCCCAUUCCCGCCUGAGCAUUGAGACAAACCUCGCUGCGAAGGAGGCAUAUGUCCGGAAUAGGCUGGAUGCCCUUCUCCUCUCCAAUCUUCUGCGACACACAUUCGAGCCGUAUCCCAACUGCCUCGUCCGCGGUAUCAAUACAGCCAAUGCAUACUUCAUAAGCGUUGACAUUAGUGCGUAUCCUCAUGCCUGCCAUGAGGCUAUUAGAUGGACUGAGGGCCAGUGUGCGAAGCUUCAUUUCAUUCCCCAGGCUGCUGCCCUCCCCGCUAGUAAACUAAAGGGCUGGGCUAGGGUGAAGAAGGAGGUCGACAACUCGCUCCCAUGGAUGGCUUACCAGGUUGCCAACAUCAAAGAAUCGAUUGCCGCACGGGUUCGUUCACGGCUCGCUCUACUUAUGAAGUCACGGCGACGCAGAGACAAGAAUAUUAGCAGCAGCAAAGGCGAAUCAGCGGCGGAUAGUCGAUUUUAUAUGCCCCACCAUUUCAAACUUGUGGGCUGUGAUAGUCCACCGUGUCGACUUGUCUAUGAACCGCCAGCAAACCUCUCGUCUCUUACGCUUGCGUUGGACGAAACUCAACUUGACGCGAUGAAGCACCAGAUCAAGCAAUUAACAGCUACAAUCCUUAAGUGGUCUAAGGCUAUCGACACCACCAACACUUUUGUUUACUGCCUCGUCCCAGUUGGAUUUGUGUUCAUGAUCGCAAUAAUCAUCAUGAAUAAGACUAGGGGACCAGUAUUUACAUGUAGAAAAUAUCUAGUGCGACUCAAACCGUUCCUGAAUGAUGCCAUUAUGGGGUUGUUGGUGCAAUAUGUCCUCUUCGGGUUGCCCACGUACUUGGAACAACUGGGCCUUCUCCUUCCAACGGAGGCUUACACGAUCUUGAUCUUCACUGGCGCUUUGGGUAUAUUCCAGAGUGUACUCCCGAGUCUCCUCAUCGUGGUGCAAGGGGCCAAUGGUGUUGCAGUUGCAAAGGGCUACGUCCUGCAACCUCAUCAGCCAACCUCUAAAGCGACACAUUUCAAUUUUACCGGUCGACGGCGCGUUUCGCCACUUACGACUCUUGGGCAAGAUUUGGCGGAAGCCAUUGAAGAGACACGCAGGAUUAGGGCUACUUCCACCCAGGUCGACAUUGAUCAGACCGUGUUUGACGAUGUGGACCUCAACUCUGGAUCAGACGAGGAGGAUGCCGAAUACAUGGAUGCGGCGCCUUAUGUGGAGCCUGACAGCAACAAGUCGGGUUCCGAUUCUGACUGGUGUCGCAGAAUACAAUAUCCGCCAGCACAUCAGGACGAUAAGUGUUUCAAAGGCACUGUGCUGUCAUUCUCUGGUAUUUCAGCACAGAAGAUUAGAGCACCCCGACUAGCUUGCUUAGUCCAGGUAGAUGAUAGGUUGAAAGAAAUACUUAGUUUAUACAUUCGCCUACGACAUAUAUUAUGGGUAAUACAUCGAAAGGUACAUCACACCCUAUCUACCAAAGUAUUUCAUAACCAUGACGCAUGUGAAUACAUAACCGUGACACUAUACUACUUCAAACCUCAAUUCCUAACCUCCCUUCACAAACCCGCACAAACAGCCAUCUUCCCUCUCCCCGUCCCAACCCCCUCUCCUGAAUCCCCCCAUACGUGGCUGCUAACAAUCCUCAACCCCAUUUCCACGUUGUCCGCUGUUUUGGCCAUAAGGUCUCUGGCCUCCGACCUUCAGAUCAGUGAACCGGAGAGGAUAACUAACGGAACUUCAACCCGUUACCACAGUCGUCACCUGACUCCGUAUCCGGAAAUGCCAGGACGGCUGUCGUCGCAAGAGAGUUGUUCUCAAGAACCGCAAGAAGCGGACACAGACCCAGAAGAAGAAGAAGAAGAAGAAGAAGAAGAAGAAGAUAUCAAUACCGGCGAAUGCUUAUAUUACAACAAGCAGCUACUCUACAUAGAUGCGGGACCUGGUGGCAUAGAGCGGGGGUGGGAGUGGAAAGUAGAAUAUGGAUGUAGAGUGGGAGUAUGGAAGAUUGGGUGA
Lindgomyces ingoldianus is the source of this 2493-nucleotide messenger RNA. RefSeq lists its product as uncharacterized. The transcript has 8 exons. Lineage: Eukaryota; Fungi; Ascomycota; Dothideomycetes; Pleosporales; Lindgomycetaceae. The coding region runs from base 1 to 2493 and encodes 830 amino acids. The record is from RefSeq and is a predicted model, not a curated record.